Messenger RNA from Ictalurus punctatus (channel catfish), 3048 nucleotides. RefSeq names its product protein kinase domain containing, cytoplasmic a (gene pkdcca). The transcript is spliced from 7 exons. Gene Ontology annotation, molecular function: non-membrane spanning protein tyrosine kinase activity; ATP binding. Bases 382 to 1923 code for a protein of 513 amino acids. NCBI's taxonomy places the organism in Eukaryota, Metazoa, Chordata, Actinopteri, Siluriformes, Ictaluridae. The record is from RefSeq and is a predicted model, not a curated record. Gene Ontology annotation, biological process: protein phosphorylation.
CGAGCCGGAGUCAGCUGUCAGUCACGCUGACGUCACGUGUGUUUGGAGUCGCACCUCUGCGCGCAGGCUUGUUGUAGCGUGAGGGGAGACCCUCGAUGCCGAGGGGUGUCGAGCGCGCGCCGACGAGCCAAGUGUCACUGCGAUCAGUUGUAAAAUGGGCUGGAACUUAAAUCAUAACUGCGAGAUGAAGACGUGAGAGCGUAUAUAGCCUGCGCACUGUAUCAACCGCGAAUAAAAGAGCCGCGUCUUAGUGGAUUUUUCCCCCCUCUCUUUCACAUCUACACCAUUGAGCACCGAGCGGCGAGGCUGCCUCGAGCUGCGAGGCUGCUAGGCGGAGGCAAGCCGAGCUAUUUUCUGCUCGUUAUAAUAAUUACGAACAAGAUGAAGCGGCGGAAAACGGUACUGGCGGCGGCGUUUUGCUUCUCCUUUUGUCUCGGCACGCUCAUGAACGUGCUCUUCGUGCCCGGCUUCGAGCCGCACCAGAGCCACGACGCGGCACGACAGCGCUCUUUCAUAGAAACGCGUUCAUUCCGUCUUCACGUCAGCGACGACUUUGCGCCUGUAACCGCAUCGAUUGCGGAAUCCAGCAGCACCGCGACGCUCAGCGACCUGCGCUUACAGAUACGAGGGAGACUCGGAGAGGUGCUCCGAUACCAAAGUGGGGUCGAAGAUGCCGCCGCACGAUCGCUUGAACGCAGACGGCUGAUGGAUCUUGAGCGGGCGAGCAGCUGGGAUGAGUCCAGAGCAGCGGAGAGAAGCGAGGGCGAUCACGCACGCGGUAACGGGGCCAGGCAGCGGGCUGCUGCACGCGGGUCAGGCGGGGCGCUCGGCUGCGGGACUCUUGAGAGAGCCAGCAGUGUGCAGUUUGUGGGCUCGGGCUACACUAAAGCCGUGUACCGAGCAGAGCUGAACACCAGCUUCUCUGUGGCGCUUAAAUCCGUGGACCUCAGCGGUCACGACAUGGAGAGCUGCGUGAAAAGAUACAGCUCAGCUGAGGACUGUUACCGACUCGCUUCAUUCAAGAUCAUUAAAGAGAUGACACUGAUGGAGAGACUGCAACAUCCCAACAUCCUCAAGCUGUAUGGCUACUGCUACCAGGACAGCAAUGAUAUCAAGGACACGGUGACAGCUAUCACGGAGCUGGGCAGCCCUCUAGAGAUGAUCCAGUUGCUGCAGACACCCUGGGAAGAGCGAUUUAGAAUCUGCCUGAGUCUGGCACGUCUGCUACACUACCUGGCCCACUCGCCACUCGGCUCUCUCACCCUGCUUGACUUCAGGCCCAGGCAGUUUGUACUGGUGGAUGGAGAGCUAAAGGUGACAGACCUAGAUGACGCCAGUGUGGAGGACACGCCAUGCUCAGCAUCUUCACCUGCUGACUGCCUCCUAGAGUUCCCUGCUCGCAACUUUACCCUCCCGUGCAGCAGCGGCUACUGCCAGGGUAUUAACGAGAAGAGGAAUCUAUACAAUGCUUACAGGUUCUUCUUCACCUACCUUCUUCCUCACAGUGCUCCCUCAGCCCUGAGGCCUCUCCUUGCCAACAUCGUCAACUCUACAGGGGAGCUGCUCUGGGACACAGAUGAGACUCUAGCUCACCUUGAGAAUGUGUUGGAGAUGUAUAGGAAUGGACAUUACCUUUUGAAUGACACACAGAUACACAAAAUAAAAUAUAAACAGGUGGAAGAUGUGUCUAUACCAGGAGAGAACUACCGCUGCUGGCCAUCCUAUCAGCAUGACAGAUGCAUGCUGUCUGUCUACAGUGUCGAUGAGGCCAUUGGUGUGUGUGAGAGCCAUGCCCAGUGCAGAGCCUUCAUCAUGACCAAUCAGAGCACUUGGACAGGCCACCAGCUUGUGCUCUUCAAGACGGGUUUGUCCACCAUGGCUCCAGAUAAAGGAAAGCUAAUGUAUGUCCGGCUGGACAGCUGAGAGAGAGAGAGAGAGACAGAAUGAGGAAGAUCUGUGGUCCCAUUGUGUUCUCACACUGCAAUCGUUAUGAGGAAGGUUGGGACGAGUCACCCUCAUGACUCUCCAUCCAUCCAUUUGUUUUUAAAAAUUAUUUAUGCCAAAUUCAUGAGGACGCUGAACACACUGAGACCUAAUUAAGUGCAAUGGAGUGUACUGUUUGCCUGAGCUUCCUCUAUUUUGAAUGUUGAAAAUAAUUUCUAGGUUGGAGUUCUACCUGAUUAGGUCCUGGACCUUUACAAGUCAUCCUCAAUCACACUCAGACACACAGCCAUCAGGGAGCUAUUCUUCCUUUUUUUCUAAUUCCUUACACCACCUUUUCUUCUUCUUCUUCUUCUUAACCAUCUUCUUCUUCUUCUUCUUCUUCUGUCCUGCUUGCUGUGUCUCUUUCUAUUUUAUGUCACAGCAGGUUUCACCUACAGGACUCAGGUAAUGUGUAAUACAGCUCAUAUCUGCAAACAUGUCGAAUCUCCUCCUCUGUCCGUUUCUUCUCUUAGAUCAUUAGCACUUUUGAAACAUGAACACAGGGUCUUUAUUUUCAUUCUGAACUUUAAAGAGCUUUUAAUAUAAUAUCCUCUUUCAUUCCAAAUCUUUCUAGUUCAUUCAUGUGAUGUGAAGAGAUGGAAAACAUACAGCCAUACUGCAAGUAUUUUGGCGGUGUAAGAACAACAAGUACGAAAGUCCAGUUUACUGUAAAAUGAAGAAACAGAGUUUAAAUGUAUUUUUUCUAAAUGUAUUUUUGUUGUGUGCGUGCAUUGGCCAAGUGUCAUGAUCAGUUUGAGAAUGAAUUGCAGCUGUUUAUGUCUUAUGUGGAGGAGAUCCAAAUCCACACCGGCAGUCUGUGCGACUCCUUGUUCAUUACAAGGUGAUUUUUCUCAACCUAUGAAUUUCCCAAGGAAAUGUGAAGCCAAAUUUUUACUUGUCAUGUGAAGGAUUAAAUGAGUCUUUGCUUUCAGGGAAAGCAAUUAAAAUGAAGCUGAAGUAGACAUGUACAUUGGUUUUGGUUUUCCUAACAAUGUAGUGUAUAUAAUGACAAUUGUGAUGAAAGCAAUAUUUUUGUAACAAAUAUAAAAGUCUUCAGGCUCAAAA